UCAAAAAAUUAAUAAAAUGACACCAAAAAAAAAAGUUAGAAGUAUUAGAUUGGAUAAAAUAUUUUUAGUUAAAAAGUUAAUCGAAAAACUUCCAGCUAAAAAAUUUGCAACUGCUAAAGAGAUAGUUCAAUAUUAUCUCUUUCUACGAAAGUCAAAGAGUGAAGCAAAACUGAGGUUCCUCGUAGGUUGUCCGAAUAAAAGUUCUUCUUUUAUACCUAAUUGUCCAGUUGAUCAGUCUGACUGCUGCAUACUGUCCAAACUAAUGGUUCCUUGGAUACUUGGUGGAUUUAGAGUGCUUACAAUACAAAAGUUAAGGAUUAAAAUUGAGAAAUUGUUGAAGGAAUGGAUGAAAUUAAAAGAUCAAAGAUACAGAACAAAUCCUGCUGAAAUAAAAAAAAGACAUUUAUUUGAAGAGCAAAUGAGUAAAGUAUUUUGGAUUGGAAAACAUCCUAAUGUUAUGUUUGAGGAAAUAUUAAAAGAUAAAAUGAGAAAAUUGAAAGACAAGGAAGAAGAUAUUGCUUUCUUAAAAGACCAACUGGAUGAAAGAAAAGGAAGUCUUGGAGGUAGAGAUAAAAGAUAUGAAUAUUCUGUAAUCAGAAGUAAAAGAAGCACAUCAAAGUUCAGUAAAAAUCCGUCAGUAGAAUUAAAUAAGAAUGAUUCAGAUUAUCUAAGUUCUGCUAGUUAUACUAGCGAUGAAUUAGGUGAAGAAACAGAUAUUGACUUUGAUUUUAAUGAGCAUCCUAAUGAUCAAAAUUCUGUUCUGCUUCCUAAAAAUAUCCUUCAGUCAAACGCUCAUACAGCAGUGGGAGAAGGUAUAACACCCCAUCAACAUACAGCAUUGAUUAGUAGUGUUAUUGUUAUGUCUGGUGGUUCUGUAGCAAACUUUAAUUGUUCUAAAUCCACAUCUUAUAGAGCUGCGGAGAACAUAAUAUCUGCCAGGGCAAAAGAAAUAAGAGAAUACAUAAAAAACAUUGUAAUAUUAUCAGAUUCACUAAUGACUAUACACUUUGACGGAAAAAUAGUUAAUGAACUAACAGAGAGAAAGCAAUUUAAAAAAGAUAGAAUUGCAGUUUUGCUAAGAAUUGAUAAAAAAACAGAACUACUUGGCAUUCCUCCAAUAGAUUCUAGUUCAGGGGUUAAUCAAAAGCAAGCUAUAGUGGAAUUGAUGGAGUAUUUUGGAUUAAAAGAUAAGGUCAAAUGUCUCUGUUUCGACACAACUUCAGCAAAUACAGGAAGAUGGCAAGGUACUUGCAUGAAAUUAAUUCAACAAGUUCAACGUCCAUUGUUGUUGAUUGCAUGUCGACAUCAUGUAAUUGAACGACACAUAGCCCAUUUCUGGAAGAUUUACCCAAGCAGCGAAACUUCUGGUCCAGAAAACAAACUAUUUGAAGUUUUAAAACAAAACUGGAACAGUAUAGAUGCUGAAACUAAGGAACUGAAAAGAAUAAUAAUACCACCUGGAACAUGGAUAUAUAAUCAAAAAUUAGCUGCUGUUCAGUUUUGUAAUAAUGUGAUCAGUUUGAAGAUCUUCAAAAAGGACAGAAAUAUAAGAAAAGAAUACCACGAGCUAGCUGAACUUACUUUAAUGGUUUUAUCAUCAAAUAGAUUUAAAUUUCAUUUACCGGGACCAAUUCACCAUUCAAGAUUUAUGGGAAAAGGUUUAUACUAUUUAAAGUUGUAUCUUUUAAUGAAUGAAAUCCAAAACCUAACUGACAAACAUAAGGAAGAAAUAACUGGUAUGGCUUUGUUCAUAAGCCUUUUCUAUACAGAGUGGUUUCUAAAAGCAGAGUUAAGUUCUUUGGCACCAACACAGGAUAUAAAAGCUUAUUGGCAAAUGAAAAGGUUUGAGGAAUGGAAUCUACUUGGCUCUCGAGCUGUUGCUAACUCUAUUCUCAGACAUACUUGGUAUCUGGAUCCAACUUUAGUAGUUUUUGCCCUAGCAAAUAAAGAAUGUAGGGAACGUGGUGAUAUGGCCAAAAAACUAUAUAGUUUACAAAGAUGUCCAAGUGAAAGUUUUCCUUUGGAACGCCAGGUAAUGGACCAAGCUAUAUUGAAUAGCCUCAACUUCAGUAAAGAUGAGCCCCCUAGUUUGACUCCACUAGUAACAGAAAAGUCGUGGCUUGUUUUUGACAUGCUUAGGCAUGGAAAAGCAGAAACUCAAUGGAUGAAGACUCCACCAGAAGUUUGGAAAUUUAAUGAUUAUUAUCUAGAAUUUAGAGCAACAGUUAAGGGACUUGAUGUUGUUAAUGACUGCUCUGAGAGGGCAGUUAAGUUAGUUCAAGACCUAAUAAACAGAGCAUAUUCUGAGGAGAAAAGGCAGGACACAUUUCUAUUUACAAAUAGUUAUAAGAAAAACAGAAAAGGCAGGAAAAAAACAGAUUACGAAAAAGCCGCAAAUAAAGACUAGUUUCAUUUUUUUGUUUAUAACAAUUUUUCAAGAAAGAAUAGAGAGGAUCAUAACUUCACUAGGAUUUCUGUAUUUUAAUAUAAAAGAAACUUUACUACUGAUUUAAAAUCUUUUACAGUUUUA
This is a messenger RNA of Hydra vulgaris (swiftwater hydra), 2530 nucleotides long. RefSeq lists its product as uncharacterized. NCBI's taxonomy places the organism in Eukaryota, Metazoa, Cnidaria, Hydrozoa, Anthoathecata, Hydridae. The record is from RefSeq and is a predicted model, not a curated record.